CAACCACAGCGGGGUGCCGGGGGUGAGGACUGGGGAGCGCGGCCGGGCGCGCAUGGGAGAUGCGGAGCGUCCCGCGGGGCGGGUGGCACCGCCGGGGCCGCCGCGGGCCGCCGCUGCUGCCGCGCCUGAGCUGAGCGGCUGCGCCUCAGCGCGCACAGGGAGUAGUAGCGGCGGCGACGGGAGGUGAGCGCCCAUCCCGGCGGCGGCGGCUGCCCUUUCUCCGCGGCGGAGCAGGAGGAUGCGGCCCGGCGUCGGGCUCUGAGCGAUGGAGGGGGUCCUGUACAAGUGGACCAACUACCUGGCGGGUUGGCAGCCUCGGUGGUUUGUUUUAGACAAUGGGAUAUUGUCAUACUAUGAUUCACAGGAUGAUGUUUGCAAAGGCAGCAAAGGAAGUAUAAAGAUGGCUGUGUGUGAAAUAAAAGUUCAUGCAACAGACAACACAAGAAUGGAGCUAAUCAUCCCAGGGGAACAGCAUUUCUAUAUGAAAGCAGUUAAUGCAGCUGAAAGGCAAAGGUGGCUGGUAGCACUUGGGAGUGCAAAAGCCUGUUUAGCAGAUACCAGAACAAAAAAAGAAAAAGAAAUCAGCGAAACCAAUGAAUCUCUUAAAACCAAAAUGUCUGAACUUCGUCUCUACUGUGAUCUCUUAAUGCAGCAAGUUCAUACAAUACAAGAAUUUGUUCACCAUGAUGAGACUCGCUGUCCUCCCAGCAUUGAGAACAUGAAUGAAGCCUCUUCCUUGCUUAGUGCCACAUGUAAUACAUUUAUCACAACACUUGAAGAAUGUGUGAAGAUUGCUCAUGCCAAGUUUAAGCCAGAAAUGUUCCAGCUGCCUCACUCUGAUCCCUUGGUUUCUCCUGUGUCACCAUCACCUGUCCAAAUGAUGAAGCGUUCCAUUAGCCACCCUGGUCCGUGCUAUUCAGAAAGGAAUAAUCACUCUAUAAAAGAACCAAUUUCAUCCCUUCACCGAUUUUCACAGCGGCGCAGAAGAACGUACUCGGAUACCGAAUCUUACAGUGAUAGUCCCUUUGAAGAUUCUCAGAGAUCUGCUCACUGUUCUAGAAGUGCUGUCAAUGGAGAUCUGGUAUCAUCAGCCAUUCCUGAAGAAAAUAGAUCGGUAUCAAAGGAAAGAUCUGAACUGGAAGAGACUCUUUCAUCCUUUUCUUCUUGAAGAAACUGAAAGUAUUCAAUUUUCUAUAAAUAAUGCUAUGCAAAGGCUGCUGUAAUUAUACUGUUGUUAUAGGAAGUAGUCAUUUCCCUUUUUAGAAGGAUUUCUCUGCACUUUAUAGAAAACCUAAAAACUAUCUUUGAAGUGUAUUUUAUCUUUAUAUAGUUUAUUUGCAAGAGUAUUUUCCUAAUAUUUCAGAGUUUGAAUGUUCAUUUUUUGGAACAAGUGAUGGCUUAACAGAUAAGCAUCCACAUUUGUAAAUGUAGCUCUUUUUAAAAAGUGUGAAGGUCUGACUGAUACAUUAGUAUACCUGCAGGUUAUAAACUUUAGCAAAAAGGUUUCAUUUUUUUGGAGAAAAUGCAUCUUGUGCCAUGGGCCUCUUGGUCAUUUGUACCAGGUCAUCCACCAGGAGCUGUGAUUAGACCUGCAAUGGCUUUUUUGCCUGUGUAAGGGCUGUGGGAAUGGGCACUAAUGGGUCUACUCUAGCAGCUUGACAGUAAUUGACAUUGCCUUCUUUAAAAACCUAAGGAUAUACAUAAUCCGGUCCUUAUUUUUAGCCAAUGAAAGUAGAAAUAUUUAGUGUAUUUUUCUAAACAAAUGUAUAAAAAUAACUUAAUAUGAAGCAUUUGUACCAAACAUUGGAUAUUUAAUAAUUUUUAUUUAUUUAUUCUUUUUUGCAUAAGAAAUUUCUACCUACUUUCAUUUCUAAAGAUCUACUAAAGGCUUCAAAAUGUGCAUAAAUUGUUUCUGGGGUGUGUAGCAUCACAAGUAGCUAAUGCAGCACUGUUAAGAUGUACUCUGCUUGCUUAAGAUGUGUUUUUUAGCAAGUAUUAUAGAAGCAAGAGAUGAAAUAUUAGACCAUUAAGCUGCUGUUGUAGUGAAUAUUUGUAUCUAUAUGUAUUUUAUUUAUGACCUAUUUAUACAAAAGGGAGCUUCUGUUUUUGUGACUCCUUUAUAUCAUUUGAGGAUGGUAUACACCAGGAGAUGGAUUCUGCUCUCAGUUACAUCAGUGUAAAUUUGCAUUAACUGUAAGUGAGAUGGGGGUCUGACUCAAUUAAUGAGUAAUAUAGUAUAAGAGUGCCUACUAGCACCUUGGUUCAUAAGGAUGUUAGUGUUAGCAUUGUAAGCUUUUGGGGAUUUUUUUUGGGUAUUCAUUUAGGGAUAAACUUGGUCUAUAAAGUCUUAGCAGUAGAGCACUUUAAGCAAGCCAUUUACUGUUGUUUGAUUUACACAAUUGUUAAAUAAAUGUACAGGGUUUUUUGCACUCAAGGACAUACCAAAACAUGUUUUUAUAAUCAAAUCUUCUUUAAUUUGGUUUAACUAGUCUUCCUGUUGUGUAUAUGAAUAAUUUGGUGUUUUUUGAAGCAGGCUGGAAAGGACAAAUGGGAAUGGAAUAGAAGUUUUCCUUAUAAAUUUCUGGAAUGUUGAUUUAUCUAAAUCAAAAUAGGUCCCAAUGUUGAGGAAAAAUGUAGGAGCUGUUGCCCAUAUAUAAAACAGCAGUUUAUAAACCAUUAUGUCACAGUCAGAUGGAAUGGAAUGACUCAUACAAGUAAAGUUAUUUGUGGAUACCAGUGCAGAGCUCUCAUUUGUGCUCAGUUCUGUCAGUUUUCAUGCAACUAGCAUUUGCAUAGGCAUAUCAGCCACACACAUGCUUGUACAUUUUUUUCUGAAUGUUUGCUUUAAUGUAUUCUGUAUGACACUUCUGACAACUGUAAAAAUAAGUAUUAAAAAUAUGUUCAGAGAAGUAAACUACAGAUUGCAAUUAGAGUGUUGUCUUGAAUCAUAUGCUGUCUUAGAGCUGCUUUUUGAAAUUUCACUGAAGUUUCAGCCAGCUUGUACAGUGUUAAGUGUGUGUCACAUUAACAAAUAUCUUUUUCUGGCUUUCAGCUACUACAGAGAAAAUAGUUUGGACUCUACAUUGUGCAAAAAAACUCUGAGACUGAUAAGUGCAUGUAGUAGUAAAUAAUAUUUUUAAGUACUGCCAACAAUAGGAUUGUUUAGACAAAAGUUGUAAUGAUUAGAUUCAAGCACAGAAUUUGCAUAUAAUUACUUCAGCACUGUUUUGGGUUUCCCCAUGUCACUGAAGCUAGAAUGAUGGCUUUGUAUAUAUGGAGCAUGUUCCUGCUGAAGUCAAAUCAGCCUUUUUAUAUAUACCUGUGCCACACGCUGUGGCAAAAAUCCUAUAAUGUAUUUCAGUGAAAUCAGUGAAGAUGAUAUGCCAUCAUACUUCAUGCAUCUGGAGCUAAGAAGUAAUUUCUGAAAUGAUACUUAGCUGGCUGAAUCAUGAUGAUCGAUGUGUAGUAAGACUGAAAAAAAGCUGGAUGCUCUUACAUUUUCAUUUCCAAGUUUAGAGGAGAGCUUAUCAGGAAUGCCUAAUUGUAUCAUUAUUCUUUCUGGUGGAGAAUGGAAGCUGAACCUCAACAUAGACCGUGUAACUACUACUCGUAGUUCUGAUCUCAGUUGCUUCUCAAGAGAUGAAUCUGAAACCAAUUCAAUUUUUUAAAUAGUAUUUAUCACUUAAAUAUAUGUAGUAUGCUUAUGUUCUUUAGGUGAAAAGUGAUAACUUCUAGUUACUGAGUUAUAUCUCUGAAGUCUCUUAACAUCGGAUAAUUAGAAAUGGAAUGUGCUUAAAUGGCUUACCAGUUUGUACUAUAAAGAAUUAAUGAUCAGGCAAUCGGUGAUUUGGAGAUUCGUGAAUACUGAGAUUAUAACAUUAAGGGGCUUUAAACUUCUGAAAAUUAAUGUUUGUAUUUCUUUACACUUAGUCUAUAGAAAUCAGCUUGACUUUUAAAAUUUUUUUUUCCCCAGAGAAAGCAAUAUUUGGGGUAGGAAUAUUUCAGAGGUUGCUUCUGCAUAAAAAAACCUGUACUUAAUUUAUUUAAAAAUUGCAUUCACAGCUCUUUGUUUUAUGGUUAUUUUCACAAACUAUAAGCUUGAGUUUUGCUUGUUAUGCCACCAUCAGUUUAAGUAUUGUAGUGUAGCUGUUGUAAGUUAAUAACUUUUUAAAAAGAGGUACAGUACCUGAAUAAAGGAAAUGUCUGUGUUGGAAAACUAUCUGUCUUUUUCAGAUGUUCCUCAUUAUCCUGCUUUAAAAGAGUUAAUGUGAAACCUGCCUGUUAGGGGUCUUUCUUUACCGACUUCUUUGAGGGCUGAACCUAAGAGUUUCAGAUCCAGAUCUAGAAGAGAGCAUUACUACUUAAAGGAGAUCUAUGUAGAACCUGUGUGCCCAAAUCAACAGUUGCCUUCCUGAAAAUCUCUGCUGUUUAACACUGAAGACCAAAGGGCCAUAAAGAUUUUUAUUUCACUUGUAAAGCUCCCCAGAUGAGUGUAACUGUGUAUGUACAUCCUAAGAAUUGCCAGUGUCAUGGAAGGACUUGGCCCCUUAGCAGCUAAUGAAGAUCUGGGAACUAGUCAUUCCUCUGCUGGUGCAGCAGGGGGACCAGUGCUUCACUAUUUUGCAAAGGAUGUCUAACACACCAACAUGAACAAGCUUACUUGAAGAUAAUGGCUUGCACUUUAAAACAUUCUAAAAGAAAUGCUUUACCUCUGCUUUUUCCACUGUGUAUGUACAGUAGUGAUUGGAAGGUGUUAUUUAGGAAUUUAAUUUACUUUGCUUAGCAUUUUGAUAUUUGUUAAGUCUGGAUGAACAAUCUAGAGUGUUGUUUGACAAUUGAGUACCUUAAGAAAGUAGUCAGACUGUUUCCCUGCUUUGCUGGCUGGUGUCACCUUUUUCUCCAUGGUAGGACACAUGGUAUUUAUGUGCCAAUAUACAUAGGUACUCCUGUAGCCGCAUCCUGACUGUUCUAACCGGCACACGUAUGGGAGAGAAGACUAAAGAGGAGAGCACAGCUGUAUAUUAUGUAUGUGGUCAAACCCCCCCCCCCCGCCCCCAACCCAGGCCUCCUUCAGCUUUUUCAAAGAGAAGGGUAAACAGGCUCUCCAACACCGUCAAUUAUAGACGUCAAAAGUAAUACUUUUAAAUGCUGUCCCUCGACAGGAUUUAGAGUGUCUCCAUCCUCUUCCCUGUGUUUCAUAUUCGCUUGUGAUAAAUCCUGCUUUGGUUACUUCUGUAUCUUCCCUUUCUCAGUGCACUCUGUAGCCUGCCUAGGUAUUUUCCACAAAGUUUGGGUUACAGUGGCAGAAGCAGGUUGUAAUUACCUUGCAUGGGGCUGUCUUUCAUUUUUCUACAUACUGGCUGUCAUUUUCUGACAUGUCAGAGUACCUUAUUUUCUCUGUCAUCCUUUCUCCUUUGUACUGGUGCUGUUAGUACUAUGGCACAUUCCAGUGUGGGAAUGACUGAAUGAUUUACUUUGCACUGUGUUAUGACUUGGGUUGUUUUUUGACAUUAAAUAUUCUGAUUACUUUUUUUUUUGUAAAUUCAAGCUCUAGAACAUUAUCAUCUUCAAAAAGGGGGAAGGAAAACAAAAACAAGUAGAGAAGCUUUUUGGUUUAAUAUUUUUAUCAGAGAUACAACGUUUUUGUAGUCUGGUCAUAUAAUUUUUCUUCCCUUGAAAAAUAGUUGAAACUGGAAAUGAUGGUAAAAAUUGAAAGGCAAUGUUAGGACUAGGGUUUCUUGUCUGCUAGCAGUAAAAGGAAUCUCUUUGUGUUAUUAUGGCUAGCCACCAUCACAGUUAUUUUUCUCAGGCUGCCAAACGUAAAAUGUUAGUAGAGAAUGUAUAGCCCUGUAGUAGAAUUUAUACAGCAGCUCACAGAGCUUUGCUAAAAAGAUUGUCCUUGUGCAUCAGGCCUCAGAAAACAUGAAGUCCAAAUGCCUUUGCAUACGUAUCAGUGGUAGGAUAAUUAUUUUUUUUUUCUGAAUUUGGUCUGUAGUGCAAUAGAUUUCGAAGAGAGCAAAUGUCUGCUUGUACAGUUAAAAAUCACAAUAUUCAACCUGAAUAUAAUAAGCAAAUAAUUUUAAAUGUUCACUGCUAACUUUAGGUUUAUUUUUUUUUUAUCCAGAGACUCCUUAAUCUCCUGUCUUGAAAAACGGUUACUGUUUAAGGAUGUGUUCUGUGAAACUGAAUAUUGCAGCUUUAGGUUAUGACUUUAUCAGCGUCACUCUGUAUUAGUGUUCACUUAGCAGUCUUGUGAAAAACCACUGGCUCAGCAGGUUGGCAUGUAAAGUUAUCUGUUAAAGCUGUGCUUCAGCAAAGCCUGUAAAUACUUUAGCUCCUAUUUUUAGGCAUGUGACUGACUCAUUUUGCUUAAAGUUAGGUGUGCUUGGCUUACGUACUGCGCAGAGUUGGGCCAGAGAGGUACAGGCAGAACAAACUUGUUUACAUUGCCACACCGGCGUGCUUUCCUCUUGAUCAAGUAAAUAGGUCUGGAUGCAGUAGAGCCCACGAAACACCAAAUUUACGGUAGUAUUUAUGAAGAUGCUUUAUCCAUGCUUAAGUCUGCAAAUGCUGUCACUAUUACUUUCUGCUGAGAUGACUGACUAGUGCAUAUUUAGUGUUAAUUUUAUUACAUGCCUGUGCACAGGCAUAUUUUUGUGUCUUGUAUUGAAUUGUUGUGUUUUGGGUUGUUUUUUAAACAUCUGAUGGAAUUAGAAUGAGAAGCUUGAGGGUUUUUUUGUCUUUGAAUGCUUUAAAGA
Grus americana (Whooping crane) is the source of this 6758-nucleotide messenger RNA. RefSeq names its product pleckstrin homology domain containing A3 (gene PLEKHA3). The transcript has 8 exons. The record is from RefSeq and is a predicted model, not a curated record. NCBI's taxonomy places the organism in Eukaryota, Metazoa, Chordata, Aves, Gruiformes, Gruidae. Gene Ontology annotation, cellular component: early endosome; trans-Golgi network; recycling endosome. The coding region runs from base 266 to 1168 and encodes 300 amino acids. Gene Ontology annotation, biological process: receptor recycling; retrograde transport, endosome to Golgi; endosome organization.